Vicia villosa (hairy vetch) is the source of this 1017-nucleotide messenger RNA. RefSeq lists its product as uncharacterized. Gene Ontology annotation, cellular component: ubiquitin ligase complex; cytoplasm. The transcript is spliced from 2 exons. The record is from RefSeq and is a predicted model, not a curated record. Gene Ontology annotation, biological process: positive regulation of proteasomal ubiquitin-dependent protein catabolic process; protein polyubiquitination; ubiquitin-dependent protein catabolic process. Lineage: Eukaryota; Viridiplantae; Streptophyta; Magnoliopsida; Fabales; Fabaceae. The annotation marks the transcript as partial. Gene Ontology annotation, molecular function: ubiquitin conjugating enzyme binding; ubiquitin protein ligase activity; zinc ion binding.
AUGAAUAAUUUCCCCAAACUUUUGAAUUCUCAUAGACUACUGCUUCCGAAACUCUCCCCACCAGAGGUAAUCGACCUCGACUCUUUCCGCUCAUACGGCAAGCAAACCAUCUCUGCAACCAUCUCUGCCGUCAUCGACCUUUCUGACGAAGAAGACUACAUUAAGAUGCUCGAUUUCAUUCCUAAGCACACUCCUUUAAGGAAACGUAAGAGAAAUUUCGGGAAAGGGCAAUCCUCAAGUUCAUGUAACACUCCAUUCGUCUGCGAAAUCUGCUCGAAAACUAAAACAAUGAAGGAAGCUUUCUACAUCAGCGGCUGCUCUCACGCGUUUUGCUCUGAUUGCGUCGCAAAUUACAUCGCUUCCAAACUUGAAAAUAACAUUGUUGACAUCUCAUGUCCAGUUCCCCAAUGUAAGGCUUCUUUAGAAGCGCAGUUUUGCCGGACGAUUCUUCCAGCCGAGGUUUUUGAAAAGUGGAGUAAAGAGGCUGCUUCCCAAAAAUUCUACUGUCCCUUUGCAGACUGUUCUGCUCUUUUGAUCGAUGAUAAAACGGAGGCUGUUAGAAAUUCAGAAUGCCCUAAUUGUAAUAGGAUGUUCUGUGCGCAAUGUAAGGUUCCUUGGCACGAUGGAAUUGAAUGUAGUGAGUUCCAGAAGCUGAACGUGGGCGAGAGGGAGAAAGAAGAUAUUAUGUUGAUGCGCCUUGCACAGAAAAUGCACUGGAGGCGAUGCCCUAAUUGCAAAAUUUAUGUGGACAAAGACUGCGGCGGCUGCGAUGCCAUGACAUGCAGGUGUCUCUGUCAAUUUUGUUACAAUUGUGGACUUGCCUACACUGAUAGAGGCUGCAAUUGUUGGAAACUCAAUAGGACUCCACAACAACAUCCACAGGUUUUUUCUGGAAGAACUCUCACCAGAACUAUCACUAAUAGGAAUCUCAUCUAUGAUGAUGAUGAUGAUGAUGAUGAUGAUGAUGAUGAUGAUGAUGAUGAUGAUGAUGAUGAUGAUGAUGAUGAUGAUGAUGAU